Molecule: messenger RNA, 1674 nt
Organism: Musca vetustissima
Lineage: Eukaryota; Metazoa; Arthropoda; Insecta; Diptera; Muscidae
Product: apyrase-like
Exons: 7
Coding region: 1-1674 (557 amino acids)
Biological process (GO): AMP catabolic process
Cellular component (GO): plasma membrane
Molecular function (GO): 5'-nucleotidase activity
Source: RefSeq, a predicted model, not a curated record
AUGAAGAAACUCUUUUUGUUGUUCGUGGCCGUUUUCUUGGCUGGCAAUUUAAACGUCAGUGCCCAGCAAAAUAUUCCUAAAUCGGAAUUGUUUCCAUUAUCAAUAGUACAUAUUAACGAUUUUCAUGCAAGAUAUGAACCUACCGAUACCUCUGGAGGUGCAUGUGAAGGCGAUACUGAAUGCGUUGGUGGCUAUGCCCGCACAGUUUAUACCGUGAGACAAUUGCUGGAACAGCAAAAGGAUAAUAACGUGGUAUACUUCAACGCCGGUGACAGUUUUCAAGGAACGCUGUGGUACAAUGUGGGCCGAUGGAAUGUGACAAGUCAAUUUUUAAAUUUACUACCAGCUGAAGCUAUGACCUUAGGCAAUCAUGAAUUCGAUCAUGGCGUUGAAGGUGUUGUACCAUUUUUGGAAGCUUUAAAUAGUCCCAUGCUGGUGGCCAAUAUCGAUGCAAGCAAUGAACCCACCAUGCAGGGUAAAUAUCAACCAUCAAUGAUUAUUGAGCGCAGUGGCCGCAAAAUUGGUGUUAUUGGAAUUAUUUUGGAGACGACAUAUGAUUUGGCUAACACCGGCAAAUUAAUAUUCCGCAACGAAAGUGAAACAAUUUUGGAAGAAGCUGAAAAAUUAAAAGCUCAAGGUGCAAAUAUUAUAAUUGUCCUGUCACACUGUGGCUACGAUGUGGAUAAAUUGAUUGCCUCAAAGACGGGCUCAGUUGUCGAUGUUAUUGUCGGAUCUCAUUCACAUACAUUUUUAUAUACGGGUGAUACACCACCGGGGCCUGAUGUACCCAAAGGUGAUUAUCCCACAGUUGUAACCCAUUCGGAAACGGGUCAUCGUGUUUUAAUUGUUCAAGCUGGAGCCUACGCCAAAUAUGUUGGAAAUCUAACGGUUUACUUUGACCAGGAGGGUAAUGUUGUGGAUUACGAGGGAGCUCCACUUUAUAUGGGUAGUGAUGUGCCGCAGGCUAAAGAUGUCAUCGAAGCCAUGAAGCCCUGGAAGUUAUUACUCGACGAACAAAUUGUACAAAUUAUAGGCGAAACAAAAGUGGAUCUUGCGAAAAGCGAUUGUGAUAGAACGGAAUGUAAUAUUGGUAAUUUUUUUGCCGAUGCCGCUGUAUACGCUUUUACCAAAUUAACACCCUACAAUGAAAUAUAUUGGUCCCAGGCAUCAAUUGCACUAAUAAAUACAGGUGCCAUAAGAGUGCCACUCUCCAAAGGAAAUCUUACCUAUGGCCAUUUAUCCACAAUGUCACCAUUUGAAAAUAAAAUGACAGCCUUCAUGCUACCAGGAGCGGAACUAUUAAAUGCCUUGGAAUUUAGUUUAAGGGAACUGAAUUUGAAUGAAGGAAAAAUAACAUCUAGUAUUUUCCUCCAAGUAUCUGGUAUGAAAAUUACCUAUAAUAUUACCAAACCCUUUGGCGAAAGAGUACAGAAAAUUAAAGUCCUUUGUCAGGAUUGUAAGGUGCCCAAAUAUGAGCCUUUAGUGGCGGAUCGAGAAUAUCGUAUUGUAACGUCAGAUUUUAUUGCCGAAGGUGGCGGAGGAUUUACAAUGUUUCGUGAUUAUGGGAAAGAUUUUCAAAAAGAGUUGACAGAUCUAGAAGCUGUCUGUGAUUAUGUCAAUGACAAUAGCCCAAUUACUACAGGUUUGGAAGGUAGAAUCAAAAUUGUUUAUUAG